AUGGAUUCCAAUCCAGCCAUCCCGUCCGAGGCCCCGGCUUCUCGUCCUGAACAUCUCACAGCCAUCCUCGACACUACCACCAUCACCACCACCACCACCGCCACAAUCACCGCCACCAGCGCAGUCAAAGAAGAGCCGGAAAUUCUCCCACUCCAUCAGGGCUCCCUGCCGCCCGUGCGGCGAAGAUUCCGGGGGACGCGCGAAAUGCCUCUCCGCGAAGAACUGGUGCAUGAGUACGUCAUUGCGGGUUUCCUGGCUGUGGAGCGGGAACGGCAGAGGGCUUUGGAGGCUAUGUUGAGGGAGGGGUGGAGGCUUGCUGGGCGGGCGCCGGAUGCGGGUGCGGAUGCGGAUGCGGGUGUUGAGGGGGAAGAGGUGGUGGUGGAGGAGGAGGGGGAGUGGUUUUCUGAUGAAGAAGAGGAGGUGGAGGAGGGGAGUAGGGAGUCUGAAGUUUCGGUGGAUUGGAAGGGUUCUGUUGCGCAGAAUGAGGCUGAUGGAGAUGGAAAUGGAAAUGUUGAGGUGCGCGGGGAUGAUGAUGAUGAUGGGGAGGUCGGUGAGGAGGAAAGGGAGAUUUUGAGCGAGAUUGAUGGAUCCGCGCGAGAUGAAGAAGAGAUGGGUGGGCUUGAGACUUUUUCCGCCGAGGCAGGAGGCUCGCCACAAAGACCUGAAAAUGACGCCGGAGAUCGCAAAGACGAGCGGGACACGGUACUCGCACCUGAUGCCGCCCCGCAGGAUAAGGAGACGGAUGACCUUCAGACAGUCUCAGCCGAUACGACCGGCUCGUCACAGAUGCAGGGGCGUGAUCCUGAAGGCCAUGAGCAUGAGCGCGAUGAGAUCGACGGGACUGCCCGACAUGCAGAAAUUUCUGAACUCCCCGCCGAGAAUGGUGGAGAUUUGAUAGAUGCACAAGAAGACAGCACCGUCGAGCAAAGCCAGGAUCAGGACCUCGUCUUGACGAGAUCUUUGACGGUUCGUGUAAAUCCUCUUUAG
Messenger RNA from Lecanosticta acicola, 987 nucleotides. The record is from the annotation of a GenBank genome assembly. Lineage: Eukaryota; Fungi; Ascomycota; Dothideomycetes; Mycosphaerellales; Mycosphaerellaceae.